GUAAUUUCUCCAUACCCCGUCUUUGCCCGCCACAGCCUGUAAAUAGAGGCUGGCGUAGGGUUCGAACGUGGUUUUUUAUCGCACAAACCGGCUGCCCUUCUCCACCAGAGAGAGAGGGAAGAAGUUCACCAAAAAAGCAAAUCCCAAAUCGUUUUCAUUCAAUAUAUCAUCUAUCUGGCAACGUAUCUGGUUUCCUUUGUUAUAGAGGUUUGGGAUUUGAGCUCCGAAUUAUUAAUUUGCUAAGCUGUAAUUAGGGCUUUGGGACACUAUUUCUUCUGGAUAUAUCGUGGUCACAUUGAGCUAGAGGAUCGGACAUUUAAGCGCUGAAUUAUAAUAGGUGGAAUUUUAGUUAGGGCUUUUAUUCUGGGUAUUGGGAGUUGAAGUGAAGGUAGAUUAUUGGACAUUUAGGCUUAAUUCUUUAUUUGAGGGUUGGGAUUUAAGCGUCGAAUUUAUAAUAGGAGAUAUUUUAGUUAGGGUUUUGGAAACAAUUUCUUGCGUGUAGAAAUGGAGGGAGAUGAUCGGACGUUUAGGCUUAAUUUUACGAGCGAAGGAGUGGUGAAGCUUCGUGACCAAGUCACCGAGAAACUCAAGGAGUUCAUGGGCGACUACACUGAUGACACUCUUGUGGAGUAUGUUAUAGUCUUGCUAAAAAAUGGAAGGCAUAAGGAUGAAGCAAAGAAUGAGUUGAAUGUAUUUUUGGGAGAUGACAGUGACUCUUUUGUAUCUUGGCUGUGGGAUCAUUUGGUAUCAAAUCUUGAUUUAUAUGUGCAACCACGGGAACCUCAUCCAAAUAUAGCCCCCAAAAUAAAAUCCACAAUUGGGGAGCAGGUUGUAAGAAAUGAUUUGCAUCAGAUCAAGUCUACAGGAAAGAAUGAAAAUAUUAUUAAAACCCCUAGAACCCGUCACAAACGGGAGUGGAAAACUUCGAGGGAUGAAGAUCAAGUCCCCCCUCUUAGAAGCUCUGUGAUAUCCAGUGUCAACGCUGAUGAAGAACCUCAACGAGAACUUCGUCCGACAAAACAAUCUCUUUCUCCACAGCUGAAAAUUCAGAAAAAACGAAGACGUCCUGAGGAGAGAGAACUGAAAAAGGAAGAAGUUUCUCAGGCUUCCAGUGAUGCACCACGGAGGCUACUGCAAUUUGCAGUAAGAGAUGCUGUUGCUACUUCUAGGCCAUCCAAUUUAACCGCUGAGCCUUCUCUUAAACGCCUCCGAUCAGUAGUUUCUACUUCGAAAGGGGACUCAUCCCUUGAAGCAGGCCCUCAGAGAAUUCGAUCUGUAGCAGGCGUGCGUACUGCCAUGUCUGCUGCUAUUAAAGCCGUCACAGAAGCUGCAAAAGAUGUAAGCAGAGUUAGAUCCUCGGGCAAUGUGUUUGAUAGGCUUGGUCGUGCUACUGAUGAUUUGAAUACCUAUGACCAUGUAAAAGGGUAUAGAGAAGGCACUACUGAAAAUAGAGAAGGUGGAGCUUUUAAUGAUGUAAUGGAGGACAUUCAUUCUGCUUAUCUCCAGAGAAAUGACUUUUCUAGACAGUAUGAGGGAAUUGUGUCAUCAUUCCGAAGUGAGAGAGUUAUCACUUCGGAUUCAGCAUAUAGUGAUGAAGCUUAUGAUAAUGAUAAAACAAUGGAUAUAACUCAGCCAGGCACAUCUCAUGGAAAUAGGGGUGAUCACUCUUUAGUUGUUCACUACGGUGGUUCUGAUGAUGCAGAUGAAAUAGUGGGUAGACCACAUGGAAAUCAGGAUCAGCCAGAAACCAUGCCCAAUAUAGCUCAUAAAAUUGUUAGUUCAUCUGUAACAACGAAUCUCAGGAAACCUCCUAAUUAUCAGGAGGUAAGGAAGGUUUCAGAGGUUGAUAGUCAGAAAUUAAUAGAAGAGAGUAAUACAGUGGCUGCUAAUUCUGGAGUGCAAAUGCAGUUGAUGAAGGAGAACAACAAUCUGACAGUAUCGGUUAAUGGAAGAAAUGUGAAAGUGCAUACAGAUCUGCAAAAAGAGUCACUAAAGAGUCAGAAAUUGACCCCUGGUUUAAAUUCUAUUGUUGCACCCUGGGAAGAUGCUGAUUCUCGAACUAUCUUUGUCAGCAAUGUUCAUUUUGCUGCCACUAAGGACAGCCUUUCACGGCACUUUAAUAAGUUUGGAGAAGUCCUAAAAGUGAUCAUUUUGACCGAUCCAGCUUCAGGGCAGCCAAAAGGGUCAGCUUAUAUAGAGUUCAUGAAGAAAGAAUCAGCUGAACUUGCUCUUUCUUUGGAUGGCACCUCAUUUAUGUCACGCAUUCUCAAGAUAGCAAGGAAAAGCUCUGCGCAACCUGAAAAUGCAUCCGUCUCGACUUGGCCUCGUAUUAGUAGAGCAUCCCUGUUUCCAAUUCCUAGAUUUAGCAGAGUUCCUUUUGCAAGAGGCAUUCCCAAUGUAUACAGGGCUCGUGUACCAAUCAAGCCAGGUGCAAGGAGUUUUCAGUGGAAGCGAGAUGCUCAGUCCACUGCAACUGAGAUGUUGGGUCAAAAUGGAAAUAGUGUUGUUCCAUCACCCACUACUCGAAGUCUAACGUAUGUUCGAACUGAACCUAAAACAAAUGGAGGUUCUAGCGUUGCUUAGUUUGGCAAAUAAUAUUUUGGCCCAGCAAUGAGGGAAAUUUUGAAUUGGAGGGUUCAAGUCUAAUGAUCAACUUUAUCAGGACAGACUGGGUUAUUUUGGUUGAUCAGAGACAUUAGCCAUGUUGGGAGAUGGGCUUUGUGGAUUAAAGUUGAAGAGAAUUCCAGUUCUUUCGGCUUUACUUUCUCUAAGAAUUAGUGUUUUGAGUGGUCUCUUAAUUAAAAAAGCAAUCAUUGCUUAUGUAUUUUGUAAAUAAAUGAGACAGAAUCAAGACGUUUAUUAUUUCAGUAUUGUUUUUCCAUAUUCCAUAGUAUAGAAAAUCAAAAAAGAAGUGGAACUGGCAGAACCUCGGUGAGCUGCAUUAUUGUUUUUCUCAUGAAUUGUUCACAUUAAGAAAGUUAUAUUUUUGGAGAAUGCAAGUUCUUUUUAUCA
Messenger RNA from Olea europaea var. sylvestris, 3012 nucleotides. RefSeq lists its product as uncharacterized. The transcript has 9 exons. Lineage: Eukaryota; Viridiplantae; Streptophyta; Magnoliopsida; Lamiales; Oleaceae. The coding region runs from base 505 to 2583 and encodes 692 amino acids. Gene Ontology annotation, biological process: mRNA processing; regulation of mRNA stability. Gene Ontology annotation, cellular component: cytoplasm; nucleus. Gene Ontology annotation, molecular function: poly(A) binding. The record is from RefSeq and is a predicted model, not a curated record.